Molecule: messenger RNA, 2354 nt
Organism: Mesoplodon densirostris (Blainville's beaked whale)
Lineage: Eukaryota; Metazoa; Chordata; Mammalia; Artiodactyla; Ziphiidae
Gene: NGLY1
Product: N-glycanase 1
Exons: 12
Coding region: 69-2033 (654 amino acids)
Biological process (GO): protein deglycosylation; protein quality control for misfolded or incompletely synthesized proteins; glycoprotein catabolic process
Cellular component (GO): nucleus; cytosol; cytoplasm
Molecular function (GO): peptide-N4-(N-acetyl-beta-glucosaminyl)asparagine amidase activity
Source: RefSeq, a predicted model, not a curated record
GCGCGGCGAGCUCACGCGCCUGCUCGGAGCGCACGCGGUGCGGGGGGAGCACGGCGGCGCGCUGGAGUAUGGCGGCUGCGGCGCUGGGCAGUUCCUGUGGGUCCGCGUCCCCGGCAGUGGCCGAGCUCUGUCAGAACACCCCGGAGACCUUCCUGGAGGCCUCCAAGCUGCUGCUCACCUACGCGGACAACAUCCUCAGAAACCCUAAUGAUGAAAAAUAUAGAUCUAUCCGGAUUGGAAACACAACUUUUUCUACUAGACUCUUGCCUGUCAGAGGAGCUGUUGAAUGUUUAUUUGAAAUGGGCUUUGAAGAGGGAGAAACCCAUCUUAUCUUUCCUAAAAAAGCUUCAGUGGAGCAGCUGCAAAAAAUUCGUGACCUGAUUGCCAUAGAGAGAAGUAGCAGAUUGGAUGGAUCAGAUAAGAGCCACAAAGCAGAAUUAUCUCAGCAACUUGCAGCCAGCACCCAGCUUCCUACAGCACAGCCUUCCAGUCCUAAUGGGUUAACCCAGCAUCCAGGGAACAGUGAAGGACGGUCAUCAAAUCCACCGUCCGCUCCAAUGGUUACUGGUGAUUCAAUCAUUCUAAAAGCUCUUCAGUCCAACAUUCAGCAUGUACUGGUCUAUGAGAACCUUGCUGUCCAGGAGAAAGUGCUGGCUUGCAUUCCAGUCCAAGAACUAAAAAGGAGAUCACAAGAAAAGUUAUCUAGAGCUAGAAAAUUGGAUAAAGGUACUAAUGUAAGCGAAGAGGACUUUCUUUUGCUGGAGCUUUUACACUGGUUUAAGGAAGAAUUUUUUCACUGGGUGGAUGACAUUUUGUGCAGCAAAUGUGGUGGCCAGACUAAGUCUAGAGGCGAAUCAUUGUUCCCCAGUGAUGAUGAGCGGAAGUGGGGUGCAAACAGAGUGGAAGAUCAUUACUGUGACGCCUGCCAGUUCAGCAAUCGAUUUCCAAGGUAUAAUAAUCCCGAGAAACUUCUGGAAACAAGAUGUGGACGGUGCGGGGAGUGGGCCAAUUGUUUCACACUGUGCUGCAGAGCCCUGGGCUUUGAAGCCCGCUACGUCUGGGAUUACACAGACCACGUCUGGACAGAAGUGUACUCCCCUUCUCAGCAGCGGUGGCUGCACUGUGACGCAUGUGAAGACAUCUGUGACAAGCCCCUCCUCUAUGAGAUCGGCUGGGGCAAGAAGCUGUCCUACAUCAUCGCAUUUUCUAAAGAUGAGGUGGUUGAUGUCACUUGGCGCUAUUCUUGUAAACAUGAAGAGGUAAUCUCCAGAAGAACUGAAAUUAAAGAAGAGUUACUUCGAGAAACUAUUAAUACACUUAAUAAGCAGAGGCAGAUCUCUUUGUCAGAAAACAGAAGAAAAGAACUUCUCCAGAGGAUCAUUGUGGAGCUUGUUGAAUUUAUAUCUCCCAAAAGCCCUAAGCCUGGAGAACUUGGAGGAAGGAUAUCUGGGUCAUUGGCGUGGAGAGUAGCCCGAGGUGAAACGGGUCCAGAGAGUAAAGAAACCCUGUUCAUCCCCUCUGAAAACGAGAAGAUUUCUAAACAGCUCCACCUUUGCUAUAAUAUAGUAAAAAAUCAUUAUGUCCGCAUUUCAAGUAAUAACCAAACCAUUUCUGGAUGGGAGAAUGGUGUGUGGAGAAUGGAAUCCAUAUUCAGAAAAGUUGAAACAGACUGGAACAUGGUGUAUUUAACCCGAAAGGAAGGAUCGUCUUAUGCUUACAUUUCCUGGAAGUUUGAAUGUGGGUCAGUUGGCCUCAACGUAGAUAGCAUUUCCAUUAGGACAAGUAGCCAGACCUUUGAGACAGGAGCAGUACAGUGGAAAUUGAGAUCUGAUGCAGCACAAGUAGAGCUGGCGGGCGAUAAAAUUCUUCGCUCCUAUCAUGAUUUUUCUGGUGCCACUGAAGUUAUUUUGGAAGCAGAAUUAAGCAGAGGAGAUGGUGUUGUUGCUUGGCAACACACCCAGCUGUUUAGACAAAGCUUAAAUGACCCUGAAGAAAAUUGUUUGGAGAUAAUUAUAAAAUUCAGUGACCUUUGAGAACCUGAACAUUAUAGAAAAGCUGGCAAUAAUCAAGGACAUAGCAUGUUCUGAAGUAGUCUAUUGGUUCCAUGCAUGCUUAGAUGGCAGUGGUCUACCCCCUGCUAGCAUAUUUCCUUGUUGGCUAUCCAUCGUGUUAACCCUCAUGAAAAUGUAUCUUUUUACUGUGGACCCUAAUGAAACCUUGAAUUAAAAGCUUCCUUCCAUAUGUGACUGGUUUGGAGUGAAGUCUUAUUACUGCCCCACUAUGAGAUUUUAACCUAAAAGCUGUAAGUAUGGUUUUAAAAGUAAAAUGAAGGUAUUCGUGAUUAAAUGCUAUUC